AACGCCGCAGUUCGGCCGUUGAUGUUAUUCGUGUUUCUGUCGAAGCUAAGAAGUCACAGAGGGAGAAAUGGCAAGAACCAAGCAGACCGCCCGUAAAUCCACCGGAGGUAAAGCUCCCAGGAAGCAGCUGGCCACUAAGGCUGCCCGUAAGAGUGCCCCUGCCACCGGCGGAGUGAAGAAACCUCACCGUUACAGGCCCGGUACCGUGGCUCUCAGAGAGAUCCGUCGCUACCAGAAAUCCACCGAGCUGCUGAUCCGCAAGCUGCCCUUCCAGCGUCUGGUCAGAGAAAUCGCUCAGGACUUCAAGACCGACCUGCGCUUCCAGAGCUCCGCUGUCAUGGCUCUGCAGGAGGCCAGCGAGGCUUACCUGGUCGGUCUGUUCGAGGACACCAACCUGUGCGCCAUCCACGCCAAGAGGGUCACUAUCAUGCCCAAAGACAUCCAGCUGGCCCGCCGCAUCCGUGGAGAGAGAGCUUAAACUGAUCUCAGACCUGCUGAUAAAGAUACACAACGGCUCUUUUAAG
This is a messenger RNA of Scomber japonicus (chub mackerel), 524 nucleotides long. Its product is annotated as histone H3. Bases 68 to 478 code for a protein of 136 amino acids. The transcript has a single exon. Lineage: Eukaryota; Metazoa; Chordata; Actinopteri; Scombriformes; Scombridae. The record is from RefSeq and is a predicted model, not a curated record. Gene Ontology annotation, molecular function: DNA binding; structural constituent of chromatin; protein heterodimerization activity. Gene Ontology annotation, cellular component: nucleosome.